AUGACCUUAAGUACAUUACUAUUUGUUGGUGAACCAAUAUUUUUAAUUGACCAACAUUUUUCAUUAAUUGAUCCAAGUACAAAAAGAAUAUUUGCAGAUAAUAAAAUUAAAAAUGCAACUAGGAUUGGUAGUGAAUCAAAGUCAGUACUAGAGAUUGAAUUAGAUAAUAAUACAAAGAUUUUAGUAAAACCAUCAUUUCAAAUUCAAAUUACUGAACGUAAUACCUAUAGAUUUGCAACGGCACAUCAAUAUGGAAUUUUAACAAAUAACAAUUUAUCUAACUCCAAUGAAGAUAAAAAUCAAGAUGAUCUGGAAAUCAAUUCAAAUAAUAAUUCAAAUAAAAUAAUGUUUGAAAUUAAAAUAUCACCACAUUUAAUGACAAAUUUAUUAUUACCAUCAUCAUCAUCAUCAUCGUCUGCAAAUCAAAAUCAACAAAAUCAACAAAAUCAACAAAAUCAACAACAACAACAACAACAACAACAACAAAAUCAACAAUCAAUAAGUGAUUCAAAAAAAGAUAUAAAACAAUUAGAAAAGAAUUCUGAUAAAAUUUCAUCAUCAAUUUCAAUAAUUGAUUUAAAAUCUGAACAAUUACAACAUCAAAUUCAAAUUAAUGGUAGAGAUAAUACAACAAUUAAUAAUCUUUUUGAAUAUUUUAUAAAACCUGGUACUUAUGAAUUGAUAAAAGGUAGAAUGUCUGGAGUAUUAAAUAAUAUUGAAAUUGAAUCAAAACAAAAGAAUUACUCAAUCGAUAUUGAUUAUACCAAUGGAAGAGUUUAUAUAAAAUCAAUGAAUUCAUUCUUAGGUUUAAAUUCUACGUCAAUGGAUUUAGAAGAAUUUAAUAAUACCUAUGAAGUUGUAAUAUUUAAUACUCAUUCAAUUGCACAAUCAUUAAUUACCAAAGAGAAUUGUAAUGAUUUUAUAAAGAUUGAAUCAAGAUCAAAUCGUCGUGAAAAAACAUGGAAAUUAAUAAACGAUAGAAAAGAAUUAUUUAAAAAGGAAUUAACAAUUUCAAAAGAUAAUAUAGAGCUAUUUGAAUUUGUUAUUACAGAAUUUUGUACAAAAAGUAAAGAUAUUAAUUUAGAAUUUAUAAAUAAAAAGAAUCCAUACCUAUUAGAACCCUUGAAUGAAAUUUCUAAACUUUAUGAACAAAUUCAUUUAAAUAAAUCACCAAAAGAAAUUUUACAUCAAAUACUUUAUGAAUCACAUUAUCAAUUACUACUAGGUAAAAGAUUGCAUGAUCCUUUAACUCAUUUAGCAAAGAAAAUGGAUAUUUUCAAUACAACCAUUCUACAUAUUGAUUCAAUUUUAAAAGAUUCAAAAGAAACUGUUAUGGUAUUUGGUAAUUUUGAAAGUUGUAAAAGAAAAGUAAUUUCAUUCUUAAAAGAUAAUAAUUUAAAUAAUUCAAUCAUUGGUAAUGGUGGUUCUGCUGCAUCAAAUGCAAGUGGUGUAUCAAUAAUUAGCAAUGGUGGCGGUGGUGGUGGUGGUAAUGGUGGUAAUGGUAUGAGUUUAUCAUCAUCAUGUUCAUCAAUUUCAUCAUUCAUUUCAAAUUCACCAUCAAGUAUUGGUGGUAUUAAUCAUUCAAGUGGUGGUUGGUCAAAUUCAUUAUCGAUUCAAGAGAAUUUUUCAACUCAAGGAUUUCAAAUUUUUAAUUCACCAUUUAAAAAAUGGAUUAUUUUUAAGUGUCCAACAUUUAAUGAAAUUAGAAAUGAUAUAAAUUCAUCACAAUCAAUUGAUUAUAUAAUUGAAAGAUCAAAAUCAAUUAAAUGUUUAUUAAUUGUCAUUCCAUUUAAAGAGUUUUACAUUGAUAAUGGUAAUAAAGUCAUUGAAACCAUUGAAUCAUUUAAAGAAAGAUUUCCUACUACAUUUGAUCGUACAAAUCAUCCAGAAUCACAACAAAAUGUUCAAAUAAUUGUUUCUGGUAUUGAAGAAGUUUGUUCUAAUAGUGGUGGUGGUGGUGUAAUCUCAAAAAAUUGUAGAUUAUUACAACGUAUUAAACAAUUAACAGAUCAAGUUACAAAAACUAAAGAAAAACUAUUAUCAAAUAGUAAUACCAAUUCUAUAAGUAUUGAAUAUCAAAUUUGUUCAUGUUUAAAGAAAGAAAGUUUAUUUCAACAGCUAUUAGAGAUGGAAAAAAAUGGUCAAAUUCAUUAUUUUGAACAAUCAGUUUUUAAACGUAUACCAUUAUUAAAGAGUAUUGAUCAAUCAACUCCAUUUCCAAAGAAUCAAUAUAAAUCAACAAUGAAUAAUCCAAUAAUGCAAAAUCGUCUAUAUCAAAGUUUAGAGAUAUUUGCUUUAACUUGGACAAAUAUCUUAAGUAAAUUUUUACAUUCUGAACAAUUAAUUUAUCAACAAGAAUAUAACAAUUAUUUAAUUCAAUUAGAAAUUGAAAAAACUAAAACCAAAAUCGUUAAAACUACAAAUCAACUAUUUGAAUUACGUCAAAAAGAAGCAAUUUAUAAAAAAAACUUAAGAGAAUUAUUAAGAAUUAAAGAGAAUUCAUCAAAUCAAUCAGCUGAAAUUAAAAAUGAUUUAAUUAAACGUUCUCAUGAUAAAUGUAAAGAGAGAAUCUAUGCAUUACAAUGUGAAGUUAAUAACUGUACACCAGGUAGUAAUAAUCCAUUGGAGUGUUCAUUCGUUUUCAUUCAACAUGGUAAUUCAAUUGCCGCUCAAUAUCCAAAUCUAUCAAGUAGUGAAGCCAUUAAAUUAUAUUUAGAGAAUGAAAUCAAAAGAAUUGAAACCGAUGAAUAUGAUAAAGAAUUGGAAGAUUGUAUAAAAUAUGAAACUAAAAAACUCAUAAAAAGAAAACAAGAAAUUAAAAUUGAAGAAACAACUCUUGAAGAUUUUAAUAAGAAACAAAUUGAUAGUGAAAAAGAAAUUCAAGAUAAUUUAUCAUCAAUAAAAUUAAUUAAAGAUAAGAAAAAAAGUUUAGAAUUUGUAUUAUUAACUAAAAAUCUAAAGAAUUCUUUAUUGGUUGAAAAAAUUAUCAGUGGUUUAAGUUGUAAAAAUUUAAAUAAUGCAAAUAGUAAUUCAUCAAAUCAAUUAAAUAAUUUUAAUAUUAUAAUUAAUUCAAACUCAAUUUAUAAUAAUGGUUAUGGCAAUAAUGGUGGUAAUCAAAAUAAUAUUGAUAAUGAUAAUUUAUUAUUAACGUUCAAUGGUGGUGAUACUUCAGUCGAUAUAAGUGAUACCGAUAGUAUUUAUAGUAUGAAUGGUGCUAAUAGUAUUGGCUCCAGUGGUAUUAGAGGUUUGAGUGGAAGUUAUAAUUCAAUAAAUACAUCAUUUAAUUUAUCUACUUCUUCAGUUUCUUUAUCUUCAACUUUAAAUUCAACACCACCACAAACUAAUACCAAUUCACCUUCAAUUGGACCUCAAACAAAUCAAAAUCAAUUAACUCCAUUCUCAUCAAUACAUACAAUUAGUAAAGAAAAGAAUAUUUUUAAACAAUAUUUACAAACUCAUAAUCAAUAUCAAAAUUUUAUUAAAGAAAAAAGAUUAGAAAUUCAACAUCAACAACGUUUAUCAAAAUCAAUAAAUUGA
This is a messenger RNA of Dictyostelium discoideum AX4, 3537 nucleotides long. RefSeq lists its product as hypothetical. The transcript has 2 exons. The coding region runs from base 1 to 3537 and encodes 1178 amino acids. The record is from RefSeq and is a predicted model, not a curated record. NCBI's taxonomy places the organism in Eukaryota, Evosea, Eumycetozoa, Dictyosteliales, Dictyosteliaceae.